Molecule: messenger RNA, 1080 nt
Organism: Aspergillus wentii DTO 134E9
Lineage: Eukaryota; Fungi; Ascomycota; Eurotiomycetes; Eurotiales; Aspergillaceae
Product: guanine nucleotide-binding protein subunit alpha
Exons: 5
Coding region: 1-1080 (359 amino acids)
Biological process (GO): G protein-coupled receptor signaling pathway
Cellular component (GO): heterotrimeric G-protein complex
Molecular function (GO): G protein-coupled receptor binding; GTPase activity; G-protein beta/gamma-subunit complex binding
Source: RefSeq, a predicted model, not a curated record
AUGGGUUGCAUGAGCUCAAAACCGGUUGACCCGGCAGAGAAGGAUGCGGUGCAGCGCAGCGCCAGGAUAGAAAAGAUCUUGAAGACCGACAAGAAGACCAUGGACAGAACAAUCAAGAUUCUCCUACUUGGUGCCGGAGAAUCUGGAAAGUCCACCAUCAUUAAACAAAUGCGAAUCAUCCAUGCCGGAGGUUUCCCGGAAGAUGAACGCCGCCAGACUCGCGCAGUCAUCUACUCCAACAUUGUCAUUGCAUUCAAGGUCUUGUUGGACAUUAUGCGCGCAGAGAAUAUCGUUUUCGAGAAGGAGUCGACAAAGCCACUGGCCGAGCUGAUAGACAAAUCGGACCCCGACCUUCCUUCGGAUGAGGCGUUCACGGACCUCAAGGUCCGUGAUGCUAUGAGAGAGAUGUGGGACGAUUCGGGUGUACAAAAAGCUGUUGCCCGAGGACAUGAAUUUGCUCUAAACGAUAAUUUGCAUUACUUUUUCCAUUCACUCGAUAGGAUAUUUGCGACAGGGUGGCUUCCGGACAAUCAGGAUAUGCUUCAGGCUCGUCUGCGGACAACAGGUAUUACGGAAACCCUGUUUGAGCUUGGACAGAUGAACUUCCGAAUGAUGGAUGUUGGUGGACAACGGUCAGAGCGAAAGAAGUGGAUUCACUGCUUCGAGGGUGUCCAAUGUCUUCUUUUCAUGGUGGCACUAUCUGGUUACGACCAGUGUUUGGUUGAGGAUCAAAACGCCAACCAAAUGCACGAAGCAAUGAUGCUCUUCGAGUCCCUGGUCAACGGCGAGUGGUUCAAACGCAAGCCGAUCAUUCUGUUCCUGAACAAGAUCGAUCUUUUCAAGGGGAAACUCGCCGUUUCGCCUGUCUCCAAGCACUUCCCAGAUUACAGCGGUUCCGAUACAGAUUUUGACGCUGCUGCAAGAUAUUUCGCCGACCGAUUCCGUGGCAUCAACCGAAUACCAGAUCGCGAAAUCUACAUCCACUAUACUAAUGCCACAGACACCACCUUGCUUAAGGCGACCAUGGACUCGGUCCAAGACAUGAUCAUCCAGAAGAACCUGCAUACAUUAAUACUAUAA